Molecule: messenger RNA, 1850 nt
Organism: Prorocentrum cordatum
Lineage: Eukaryota; Dinophyceae; Prorocentrales; Prorocentraceae
Source: the annotation of a GenBank genome assembly
ACCAGCCCAGCACAGCCACGUGCCCGCUCCUGCUCAAUGUGAUCGGCCAGAAUCGCGAGGUGUGCGAGGAAUUUUACACGAGGCGAAACGAGGCAGUGCAGUACUUCAUCGAUGCCCGGGGCACCAGGGGCGUCAGAGUUGCGUGGCCAGAGGUCCAAGAACGAGUUACGUCUUACCAGAAGCGGGAGGUGCAGAUUAAGCGUGCACCAACUCGCAUCGUUGCGCUGGACGACUACAUUAGCGAUUACGGAGACCCGUACUCAAACGGGAAAGGUCACCAGGUGGUGAUGCAUGAAGGCCUGCAGUGCGUUCGCGCCCCAGGGAAACGUGAAUGGACAGAGGCGGCAGUGGAGACCCACGGCGUUGCUAGGCGCAGGAUCCACCACAGCAGCGAGACAGCAAUCUUUGAGGGCCAGCUCGAGCGUGGGUUUCAGGGGCUCGUGCAGAGCCUUUCGAGUGCGUAUUCGAGGGCCUCGGGCGAGGAGGCCCCAGGCAUUUUUGCUAGGGCCGCUGCCCCGCCUCCCGCGGCAGCCGCGCCAGGUCAGCCAGCUGCGCCCGUACCUUGUCCUGGUUUCGGCGCCCCCGGCCAGGCCCCCAUCUUCGCGGGCUUCCAGGCGGCGUUCAUCCCGAUGAUGGUGCCUGCGGCUGCCGCUGGGCAGGGUGGUUCUGAAGAGGCCCCCGCUGCGAAGGGGGAGGCGAAGGCCAAGGCCAAGGCCAAGCGCCGCAUGAAGUCGACCAGCGGCUCCGGAGAGCACAGCGACUCGGGGGCCGAAGGUCAAGCUCGCCGUGCCCCUGGGCGCCCGCGCGGGAAUCGCCGCCAGACCUUGCUGGACCAUUUGAAGGAAUUCCGCGAGUCGAACCAGGACGAGAAGUAUUUCACCACUCAGAACUUCAGGAGGCAGCUGGAGGGAGCUGUCGCAAAUUUCAGCGCCCUCGUGAUGCCCGCCCAUGCCAUGAAAGAGGAGGCCGAUAAGUGCAUCGAGGCAGGGGGUCCACCGCCCGAGCUCUACGAGGACACCGACGAGAUGCAGGCGCUCCGCAAGCAGGGGCAGGAAGCGGUGUCCAUCUCGAAGGCCUGGGCUAAAAAUGGGCAGUUCGAUAAGGAGUUCGCGCGGAUUUACAGCAUGAGUCUCACAUUUUUGGCAACGCCUCCAGCGGCCGCGGUUCCUUUCCCGCACUGGAUGCUCCAGGAAUACAUCGCGAAGCGGGCGUCUGACCCAGACGAAGGCAUGUGGGGGCUAUUGGAACAGUCGCAGCUCUCAGAGGCAGGCUUCCCCACAGAGGCAGCGCAGGCUGCAAUGCGCUUGGAGAUGAUUAAGAUGAAGAUCAGCAUGUUGGCGCAAGGCGAUGUACAAUUUUUACAUCGGGAUCUCUCUCGACUGGCGUCGUCGGUACCACACUGGGCCAGCGCAGAGGUGAAGACUGACAUGGGCGCCUUGAAAGCUUCGCUGGACUUGCUCAAGAAUGACGCGGUGCCGUCCAUUGUUGAGCUCGAGGCCGCCAGCGAGUCCGUGGAGGGCAUAAUGAAGAACCGCUGGCCCAUGUCUGGAUCUUUGGUUCUCUGGCCUAACGCCAAGCGGCUUCUACGCGAUGCUGAGACCGCUGGUGCUGGCUUCUCUGCGGGCAUCGACUUGUCGAAGAAGGCCACGGCUCUGCUCCAGCGUGCUACUCAGUGUGCAGAGCAAGACGCGGCGACCAUGGUCUGGCGCGAUCGCGUUGCCAGCACCAAGAGCCACUUGGCUGGGCUCGCGGGCGCCAUGCAAGACGCCUCUCCGCUGGCCGCGAGGUACAUCAGCGCCGACAAAGUCGACGUGGCGUUGUUCGACUACUGCGUGACAGCGUGUGACUUG